AGGCUAGGUGCCGGUUUUCUUCACUUCCGAGGGAACGCCACAGGGGACCGCUGGUAGGGGGAGAGGAGCAACGAGGGCCAGCCCAGGCGGGAGGAACUGAAGCUUCCAGCGAUGCCCUCACUCAAGAUGGCGGCGCAAGGCUCGCGCUUGGUCCCGUCAGGCGGCGCGCGUGCUUAGGCUGCAUAUGCGGCCAAGCGCUAGGGCAGGGGGCGGGUCUACAGAGGUAGAGGGACGCUUGCUCUGCGGCCGGGCCAGGAGUCUUCGUCGCCGCGGCUCCCGCUGCUGUCACCGUCACCACUCCCGGAUUGUGGAGGGGAAGAUGGAGCCGGUCACCAUCGCUACCGACAGCGGGGACCGGCCGGGGGCCCCGGCGGGCUCAGGCCUGUCGGCUUCCCAGCGUCGGGCCGAGCUGCGGCGGAGAAAGCUGCUCAUGAACUCGGAACAGCGCAUCAACCGAAUCAUGGGCUUUCACAGGCCGGGGAGCGGCGCCGAAGAAGAAAGUCAAACAAAAUCAAAGCAGCAGGACAGUGAUAAACUGAACUCCCUCACCAUUCCUUCAGUUUCAAAGCGAGUAGUGCUGGGUGAUUCGGUCAGUACAGGAACAACUGACCAGCAGAGUGGUGUGGCCGAGGUAAAGGGGACUCAGCUGGGAGACAAAUUGGACUCUUUCAUUAAACCUCCUGAGUGCAGUAUGGAUGUAAGCCUUGAGCUCCGGCAGCGCAACAGAGGAGACCUGACAGCAGACACUGUCCAGAGGGGUUCUCGCCAUGGCCUAGAACAGUACCUCUCCAGAUUUGAAGAAGCAAUGAAGCUAAGGAAACAGUUGAUUAGUGAAAAACCCAACCAAGAGGAUGGAAAUACAACUGAAGAAUUUGACUCUUUUCGAAUAUUUAGAUUGGUGGGAUGUGCUCUUCUUGCCUUUGGAGUCAGAGCUUUUGUUUGCAAAUAUUUGUCCAUAUUUGCUCCAUUUCUUACUUUACAACUUGCAUACAUGGGACUAUACAAAUAUUUUCCUAAGGGUGAAAAGAAGAUAAAGACAACAGUGCUAACAGCUGCGCUUCUGUUAUCCGGAAUUCCUGCUGAAGUGAUAAAUCGAUCAAUGGAUACUUAUAGCAAAAUGGGCGAAGUUUUCACAGAUCUCUGUGUCUACUUUUUCACUUUUAUCUUUUGUCAUGAACUGCUUGAUUAUUUGGGCUCUGAAGUACCAUGAAGCCUGCAGAACUCAGAAAGAGAAGCUUACAAAAAAAAUUUCUUUUCUAUAUUGCAGUGACUCUAAAGGAAACAUAUUGGUUUACACCUUUAUGAAAUUCUUUUACUUUUUGAGGUUUUAAAACCACUUGAUUAGGAAUGGAAUGGCAGGUUCCCUGACUGGAAAGGGUUGAGUUUGUAUUAAUACUGAUGUGAAGAUUAGAGUACCAAUGUCAGUAAUCGAUUUUUCUUGUUUAAUUAGAAUUCCUAGUCUACACCUUUCCCUAACUUCUCAGAUUUGUAAUUCCUCUUUGAGAGCUGAGCUAGUGCUUUAAGGAGAGCAGAUGAAUGUCGUCUCAACCAGUCCCAAGGACUGAAUCUUGUAUUUGUAUUGUUCUGUCCUGAGAAAUGGAGCCAUCUUAAAAAUAAAAUGAAAGAAAUUGAA
Molecule: messenger RNA, 1633 nt
Organism: Lagenorhynchus albirostris (white-beaked dolphin)
Lineage: Eukaryota; Metazoa; Chordata; Mammalia; Artiodactyla; Delphinidae
Gene: CAMLG
Product: calcium modulating ligand
Exons: 4
Coding region: 185-1210 (341 amino acids)
Biological process (GO): tail-anchored membrane protein insertion into ER membrane
Cellular component (GO): GET complex
Source: RefSeq, a predicted model, not a curated record